Capronia epimyces CBS 606.96 is the source of this 441-nucleotide messenger RNA. RefSeq names its product V-type proton ATPase proteolipid subunit. Gene Ontology annotation, molecular function: proton-transporting ATPase activity, rotational mechanism. The record is from RefSeq and is a predicted model, not a curated record. The coding region runs from base 1 to 441 and encodes 146 amino acids. Gene Ontology annotation, cellular component: proton-transporting V-type ATPase, V0 domain. The transcript is spliced from 2 exons. NCBI's taxonomy places the organism in Eukaryota, Fungi, Ascomycota, Eurotiomycetes, Chaetothyriales, Herpotrichiellaceae. Gene Ontology annotation, biological process: proton transmembrane transport.
AUGGGCUGCACGUCCGCCAUUGUCUUUACCUGCUUUGGUGCAGCCUAUGGGACUGCAAAGUCAGGUGUCGGUAUCUCAGCCAUGGGUGUCCUCCGACCUGACCUCAUCGUCAAGAACAUUGUCCCCGUCAUCAUGGCUGGUAUCAUUGGUAUCUACGGGUUGGUCGUCUCGGUGUUGAUCUCCGACAAUCUCUCUCAACAAGAAGCUCUUUUCACCAGCUUCAUCCAAUUAGGUGCUGGUCUCUCCGUCGGCCUUUCAGGUUUGGCUGCCGGCUUUGCAAUCGGCAUUGUUGGUGACGCCGGUGUUCGAGGCAGUGCCCAGCAGCCUCGCCUCUUCGUCGGCAUGAUUCUCAUCCUCAUUUUCGCCGAAGUCUUGGGUCUUUACGGACUCAUUGUCGCAUUGCUCAUGAACUCCAAGGCCCAGACCGAUGUUCACUGUUAA